This is a messenger RNA of Pedinophyceae sp. YPF-701, 1305 nucleotides long. Lineage: Eukaryota; Viridiplantae; Chlorophyta; Pedinophyceae. The record is from the annotation of a GenBank genome assembly.
AUGUUCGGCGGCAUUCCUUUCGAGGACUUUUUCGGCGGGGGCGGCGGGAUGCCUGGGGGCGCCGGGCGGGGCCCGCCCAAGGACGUGGACAACUCGAGGUUCUACGAGCUGCUGGGCGUGGCCAAGGACGCCGACGACAAGGAAAUCACCAAGGCAUACCGAAAGAAGGCUAUCAAAAUGCACCCGGACAAGGGCGGGGACCCGGAGAAAUUCGCCGAGAUCAACGCCGCGUACGACGUGCUGAAGGACCCGAAGAAGAGGGAGAUCUACGACAGGUACGGCGAGGAGGCGAUCAAGGAGGGCGCGGCGAGCGGGCACGGCCGCGGCGCCGCGGACAUUUUCGACAUUUUCGGGGGCGGGGGCCGGCGCAGCCCGCGGGAGCGCAAGGCGCCGCCCGUGCAGCACCAGCUGCGCGUCACGCUCGAGGACAUGUACAACGGCACCACGCGCAAGAUGCGCAUGCAGCGCGGGAAGGAGUGCGGCGCGUGCAACGGCAAGGGCACCAAGUCGGGCCGCGAGCCACAGUGCAGCACGUGCCGCGGCCAGGGCGUCGUGCUCCUCGUCCAGCGCAUGGGCCCGAUGAUCCAGCAGAUCCAGCGGCCCUGCCAGGACUGCUCCGGCACGGGCAAGGCCGUCCCGGCCAGCGACCGCUGCGGCGAGUGCCACGGCAAGGCCAGCGUGCCCGAGACCAAGGAGUUCGAGAUCCACGUGGAGAAGGGGAUGAAGCACGGCGACAAGGUCGUCCUGCGCGGCGAGGGCGGCUUCACGGAGCCCGGCGUGCUCCCCGGCGACAUCGUGUUCGUGCUGGUGCAAAAGGAGACGCCGCGCUUCAAGCGCAUUCGGGCGGACCUGAUCCACACGAUGGAGGUGAGCCUCGCGGAGGCGCUCACGGGGGUGAACCGGACGAUCGAGCACCUCGACGGGCACACGCUGUCGGUCAAGUCGAAGCCCGGCGAGGUGGUCAAGCCGCAGAUGGUGCGCAAAAUUGAGGGCAAGGGGAUGCCGCUGCGCGGGCGGCCGUUCGAGCACGGCAACAUGUACGUGAUCUUCGAGGUGAAGUUCCCGGACACGCUGCCGGCGGAGAUAGUCGCGUCGCUGAAGGGGCUGCUGGGGGCGCCCAGCGGGGAGGACAUGGAGGAGGACGACCAGGCGGAGGAGGUGAAGCUGACGCCGAUCGCGGACAUCGAGCGGGAGCUGCGGAUGCGGCAGGAGGAGCAGGCGCGCGCGGGCGCCGGGACGGAGGCGUACGACUCGGACAGCGAGGACGAGGACGGGCCGCGGGGCGUGCGGUGCGCACAGCAGUGA